This is a messenger RNA of Ceutorhynchus assimilis (cabbage seed weevil), 1115 nucleotides long. The record is from the annotation of a GenBank genome assembly. Lineage: Eukaryota; Metazoa; Arthropoda; Insecta; Coleoptera; Curculionidae.
GGUUUUUAUGUGGAUAACGAACACCACAAUCGGUUAUUGAAUAAGAUUUUAGUGUAACGAGUGCAUUUGUGUUGUUCACUAGUGUAUAAUUUUUUUGGAGAUUUAGUAACAAACAAUGUCUUCACCGUUUACUCUAAACUUGGACCCUCCAAGUCCCGAAACUUUAGCCAAAGCCAAAGAGGAACUUCGAGAAACUCCCGAAAAUGUCGCAAAGGGUUUGGCCGAAUUGAGGGAGCUAUUGAAAAACGACUCAAAAAUCUACUUUAAAACCGAUGACGAUAAAGUACUUAUUAUGUACUUGAGGCCUUGUAAAUUUUACGCUCAAAGUGCAUACGAAUUGAUGAAAAGAAUCGCAGAUUUUAAAGAAAAACACAAAAACAUCUUGACAAAUGUUUUACCAGAAGACGAAAAAGAUGCUUUUAUCCAUCACGAUAUGGUAAAUGUGUUAAAAGACCGAGACCAUUUAGGUAGAAGAGUUUUAAUUGUAAAUUGUGGUGCUUCUUGGGAUCCUUCGAAAGUUUCCACUGAUCAAAUGUUUAGAAUUUUCUAUUUGAUUCACGAAGCUGCUCUCUUAGAAGAAGAAACUCAAAUUAAUGGAGUUGUGGUUAUUAUGGAUUAUAAUGGACUUGGUAUGAAGCAAGUCAAAUCUCUGACUCCUAGUUUCAGCAUGAAACUUUUAGGUUUCAUCCAGGAUGCCAUGCCUUUGAGACUGAAAGAAGUCCACAUGGUCAAAGAACCCUUCGUUUUCAACAUGGUUUGGACCAUUUUCAAACCUUUAAUCAGGGAAAAACUCAAAAAGAGGAUUCAUUUUCACGGUUCCAAGAUGGCGUCGUUGCACAAGUUCAUCCCGCCUACACAUUUGCCGAGCGACUACGGCGGUUUGUUGCCGGAAAUCGACUACAGCGGCAAAGAGUGGUACCCGGUCAUCGACGGCCAUUUGGAUCACAUCAAAAUGAUGAACGAGUUUGGAUUGGUUAAGAAAUAAAUUGUGGAUUGUUGCAGUAUUUUUAAAGAGAUUUUAAGAAAUAAAAUUUUAUUUAAGUUUUUGUAGGACGUUUUUCUUCAAGUUGACACACCCUGUAUAUAUUUUUUUUAAGUUGACAAAUCAUUGUUCC